Molecule: messenger RNA, 849 nt
Organism: Ceraceosorus bombacis
Lineage: Eukaryota; Fungi; Basidiomycota; Exobasidiomycetes; Ceraceosorales; Ceraceosoraceae
Source: the annotation of a GenBank genome assembly
AUGAUGGCCCCCAUCCAGUCCAUCACCUUGCCAUCGUCAGAGACUCGUACGAGUCCAUCACCUAAGCAUACAGUCUAUGCUCUGCGCGUGGCUCUGCCAGUCCGCAGCUGGACAGUCUGGCGUCGUUACAGCGAAUUCUUAGCGCUUCAUACCACGCUGUGUAGCUUGGGAAACCCGCCCGCUGCUUUUCCACCAAAGCAUGCGGCUAGAAAUACCAUCCGUGCCAUCGGGUCUCUAGGCGGCCUGUUGAGCCGCGAAGCAGCCGUGGCACGCACGAACAAGCCAGCAGAAGAUGAAGAUACGAGAGAAAGGCGGGCCGGCUUGGAACGGUACAUGAGAGCAAUCCUCAGCUGUGCCGACUCGAGGUGGAGACAAGCACCGGAGUUUGCUGCAUUUAUCGAAUUGGCGCCUAGCGACAAGAGGGCUCUGUCUGUAGCAACACCUGCUUCAUCCAGCCAAGACGCCUCGGGCUCCGGUCCACCAGUGUUGGAGCGCAUCACAGCACCGCGGCAACCGUAUGUGCCAGGGUCGUAUGCUGGGCAAGCCCCCAACCGGUCGCUUCAAGGCGCGACCAGCAGGACGUUGGGUGCCCCACCUCCGCCAGUCGAGACUCAUCAGACACGGGCCCUAGAUGACGAAGGACUAGUGAAACUGCAGCAAGGACAGAUGGACUCGCAGGAUGCUCGCUUGGGAGAUCUGGCAGCGGUGCUCCGCAGACAGAGGCAAAUGGGCUUGGCUAUCAAUCAAGAGCUGCAAGAACAAACGGAGAUGCUGCGCGGACUAGGAGAGGAAGUGGAUCAGGUGGAGAGCAAGAUGACGGGCGCCGAAAAACAGAUGGACAGGCUGUGA